AUGGAUAGGAUCAGAACUCCAGCUUCCCAGAGGAAGAGGCAGAAAGGGAUGCAUUCUCCCAAAUUUUCCGGCAGUUAUGAAGUAAAGUUCAAUAACUUUGUAAUUUUUAUUAUGCAGAGGAAGAUGGGGAUGACCAGAAGGACAUUUCUGAUGGAGCUGGCAAGAAGCAAAGGUUUCAGAGUAGAAAGUGAACUAAGUGAUUCUGUCACUCACAUUGUGGCUGAGAACAACUCUUACCCAGAAGUGCUGGACUGGCUGAGAGGACAGGCUGUAGGUGAUAGCUCCAGGUUUGAAUUACUGGAUAUUUCAUGGCUCACAGCCUGCAUGGAAGCGGGAAGACCAGUUGAUUCAGAAAUGAAGUAUCGCCUCAUGGAACAAGCAAAUCGGUAUCCUGCUUUGAAUACACCUGAAUCAGAAGUGCCAUCAUGCACUGCAAGCAAAGUAUCUCAGUAUUCAUGUCAAAGGAAAACAACUUUAAAUAACUGCAACAAGAAAUUCACGGAUGCCUUUGAGAUAAUGGCUGAAAAUUAUGAAUUCAAAGAAAAUGAAAUAUUUUGUCUGGAAUUUCUGAGAGCAGCUUCUGUGCUGAAAUCUCUUCCAUUUCCAGUAACCAGAAUGAAAGAUAUACAAGGGUUGCCCUGCAUGGGAGAUCAAGUCAGAGAUGUUAUUGAGGAGAUUAUUGAAGAUGGAGAGAGUUCUAGAGCUAAAGAUGUGUUAAAUGAUGAACGAUACAAAUCAUUUAAGCAAUUUACUUCAGUCUUUGGAGUGGGAGUGAAGACAUCUGAAAAAUGGUUCAGAAUGGGUUUACGAACUCUGGAAGAGGUAAAAGCUGACAAGACCCUGAAGCUGUCAAAAAUGCAGAGAGCAGGGUUUCUCUACUAUGAGGACCUUGUUAGCUUUGUAUCUAAAGCAGAAGCAGAUGCAGUAAGCUUGAUUGUCAAGAAUACUGUGUGCACGUUUCUACCAGAUGCUUUAGUUACCAUAACUGGUGGUUUCAGAAGGGGUAAGAAGAUUGGACAUGAUAUUGAUUUUUUGAUCACCAAUCCAGGACCAAGAGAAGAUGAUGAACUUCUGCAUAAAGUUGUUGACUCGUGGAAAAAGCAGGGCUUACUUCUGUAUUGUGAUAUCAUUGAAUCAACAUUUGUAAAGGAACAGAUACCAAGCAGAGAAGUUGAUGCCAUGGAUCAUUUUCAAAAAUGUUUUGCAAUUUUAAAAUUAUACAAGCCAAGAGUAGACAACAGCAGUUACAAUACGUCAAAAAAAAUUGAUAUGGCAGAAGUCAAAGACUGGAAGGCAAUCCGUGUGGAUCUGGUCAUAACCCCCUUUGAGCAAUAUGCAUAUGCUUUGUUAGGCUGGACAGGCUCCAGGCAAUUUGGACGUGAUUUGCGAAGAUAUGCUACUCAUGAAAGGAAGAUGAUGUUGGAUAACCACGCCUUAUAUGACAAAAGAAAGAGGAUCUUUCUUAAAGCUGGAAGUGAGGAAGAAAUCUUUGCACAUCUUGGCUUGGAUUACGUCGAACCAUGGGAAAGGAAUGCUUAAAGUGAUUUGCCAGUGUGCAUUCAUCAGUUGACAGCGAUGGUCCUUCUGCCUAUCUUGCAGUCUGACUUAGAUACAUAUAUAUUACGUGUCUCUAAGACAAAACUUUAAAAAAUGUUAGAAGCCCUUAUACAUGCUUAUGUUCCUAGAAAAGAACAGUUUAAGUUUGUCAGAAUCCUUGCCAGUCUUUACAGUUUUAGUCUUUGAUUUUUCUUCAUAGGAUGACAAAGAGGGGGUAAAGCUUGUGGAUUUUUUUUUUCAAGUGAAAACUUCUAACUGGUGAGAUUUUUGCUUGUAACAGAAACUUCAAAUUUCUGUGAAUAAUGCUUUUUAAAAUAUUGUCAGUUAUGACAGUACCUAAAUAACACAAAACAUUUCAUCUGAGUCCAAAAAUCACUGAAGUACAUGCUUAGCUUUAGCUGAAUUUCUUAAGUAUUUUGCUGCAUUCAUAUAGAGUUUUUCUACAGUAUAUAAAGGCCAGAGACCUAGGCAGAAAUUAGUCUGGCAGUCUCAGCUAGAUGAGGCUUCAGCUAUAAUAUUUACCUAGUUGCAGCACCACUCUAUAAAAACUGUAAUCAAGUUGAGAAUUCAGCUUAGACAACAUUACACAGAAAGAGAUUUUGGAAAGGAAAAGUGGAAUAACUCAGUAGUAAUCUUCAACAGUGAGGAAAAAUACUAUAAAUUUGGAGUACCGAUUUGGACUUCGGAAGAUCCAGGAUGUGAUGUCAUGAUCCUUGAUCAGGAAUUUGAAUUGUAACCUGUAUGACACCAAUUGCUUUAACUGUCAGACUGGUGGCUGCUCUGGUGUGAAAGCUUUUAUUUAUCUGUACUCAUUUUAUAUAUCUGGAAAUUUAGUUUUUGUCAGUAGCUAUAUAUGCACUCGAAUGAGAAGUUUACCUGAGCUAUUGGCUGCUCUAGACUGUUAUUCCAUCCUUUUGGUCAGAAAUUCAUUUUGUAUGUGAGAGACUUUCUAAUGAAAGUAAUCCUUUGAGAUGUUUUGUUUUCAGGAAAUUCCCAGUGGCUCUUGUGAUUGUUAUGGAUUUGCAAUACAUUUAUCCUUUAAUGAACAAGGGUAU
Messenger RNA from Cygnus atratus (black swan), 2612 nucleotides. RefSeq names its product DNA nucleotidylexotransferase (gene DNTT). Gene Ontology annotation, molecular function: DNA-directed DNA polymerase activity; DNA nucleotidylexotransferase activity; DNA binding. The transcript is spliced from 11 exons. NCBI's taxonomy places the organism in Eukaryota, Metazoa, Chordata, Aves, Anseriformes, Anatidae. Gene Ontology annotation, biological process: double-strand break repair via nonhomologous end joining. The record is from RefSeq and is a predicted model, not a curated record. Bases 1 to 1539 code for a protein of 512 amino acids. Gene Ontology annotation, cellular component: nucleus.